CAUCGCUAUGGACACAGCGUCCCCCGCCCCGAGCGCCCUCCGAGCUCUGCGCCUUCCGCCAACUGUGGCGGAAUAAUUUGAGCUCCGCCGCCGACGGGCAGCGGGAUGUCAAAGUCAACCCCGUUUCUCGCGAGGCCUGUUGGGACUCGUAGUCCAAAUCUCCGCGGACCGAGCCCCCCCCCCCGCCGGGAACAAGGCAGAGGGCGGCGUGGAUGAGACGGGAAGGCGGAAACUACACACCCCAUGAUGCUUUGCGGGGAGCUAACAGCUCCCCCCCAUCCCGGGGAGGAGGCGGGCACUCUCAGGGCAGUCGGGCUGGCCGGAGGGGCGAUGAACAGGAUGAAAGUUGACGAGGAGGAGUAUUGGCACAGCUCCAAGUGUAAAGCCUUCACAUUUGAUGAUGACGAUGAUGAGCUCUCCCAGCUAAAGGAGUCCAAGCGGGCAGUGAACAGCCUUCGAGAGAUUGUAGAUGAUGAUGACGACCUUGAGAAAUUCAGCUGGAGUGGAGAGCCAGUGGGCAGUAUUUCCUGGUCCAUCAAAGAGACUGCCUCCAGCAGCUCUAACGCUCCUGAAGGGAGAGACUCAGGCCUACAGAAAGGCUCUUCUUCCCAUCCAGCUCUCCCCAAGCAAACCUCCUCUUACUCCAUCAGCAGUUUCUUCAAAGGAAGAAACAAACUUGGGAGUUUUCAGUCCCUUUCAGAUGCUCUCUCUGACACAGGAGUUAAAAGCUACGCUCCAGAGCUGCGCAGAUCAAAGGCGGAAUACAAGGAUUACAGCAGCGACUGGAGUCCCAAGGAUACAGUCAGACGAAUGCAGAGGGGCAAGAUCUGCUCACUGGAGAGGUUCCGUUCCCUGCGGGAGAAGCUGGAGCUCCUGGAUGAAGCUGUUGCGGUGCAUGAUGGGAAUGUCAUUACAGCUAUUCUAAUAUUCUUGAAGAGGACGCUGAAGAAAGAGAUCCUGUUCCAAGAGCUGGAGGUGCGACAGGUGGCCUUGCGCCAUCUAAUCCAUUUCCUCAAAGAGACAGGGGAGCAGAAGCUACUCCUGGACCUGCUCAGAUUCCUGGACAGGACCGAGGAGGUUGCUCUGUCCCAGUACCGGGAGCACUUGAGCAUCCAGGAUGCAGAGAAACGAAGAGAAUUUCUUAAAGGCUGCAUCAGGUUGCCCUUUUCAUCUGAAGAUGCUGUUCAUGUUCAAGACCAUUAUACGCUCCUGGAGAGACAGAUCAUCAUUGAGGCAAACGACCGGCAUCUGGAAGCUGCUGGGCAGUCUGAGAUAUUUCGGAAAUACCCACGAAAGGCCUCUAUCCUCAACAUGCCACUGGUGACCACGCUAUUCUACUCCUGCUUCUACCACUACACAGAGGGCGAGGGGACAUUCAGCAGCCCGACCAACCUGAAGAAAACCUUUAAGAUCCCAGACAAACAGUAUGUGCUGACAGCCCUGGCUGCCCGUGCCAAGCUGCGAGCCUGGCAUGAUGUGGAUGCCCUGUUCACCACCAAGAACUGGCUGGGCUACACCAAGAAGAGAGCUCCCAUUGGCUUCCGUCGUGUGGUGGAGAUCUUGCAGCGGAACAGCGCCCCCGUGCAGGUGCUGCAGGAGUACGUGCGCCUGGUGGAAGACGUUGAGACAAGGUUGAACCUUGCCAUGAAAUAUAAGUGCCAUGAUGUUGUUAUUGAUACAUACAGAGACCUGAAGGAUCGACACCAGCUGAUGGCGUACAGGUGUAAGGUGGAGCGGGGCUCUGCAGAAGAGGACAAGAUAGACAGCAUCCUCAGCAACUUGCAAAUCCGAUGGAAGAAUUGAGGUGUCUACCCACCUCAGAAGCAGCCCAAUAUGCCAUUGCCAUGCCAAUGAGAGGGGAAACUAUGGAGCCAGCCUCAGUGCCAAUAGAGCAAGUUCCAUUUCCAGCCUUGGUGAUUUGUCUGAUAUUGCCAGUCAGUGCCAGUGGCUCCUGGGACAGAGCGGCAUCCAGGCUGACAUAAGGCAAACCCAGCCAUCUGGCUAGUGGGACAAGACCCUGACGAACUGGAGUCAAUGCUCUGUAAUGGGCUAAGCCAUGAGGCGGGCAUGGCUUCAGUGUACAGUGGGAAGUAAAGUCUGGCAAAGCAGCAGCUACUUCAGAUUUGUGCAGGAUCAGGACUCAUUCAGGUGAGAGGAACAAGACAAUUAUCCAGAAAAGAUCUCUUCUAAGGUUAGGGUGACCCGCUCCCUUGCCAUACCAGCUGCUAAGACUGGGGCAAUGAUGGCCGUCUCAGAAGUGAAGAUGCAGGAACCGCAGACUGGGCUGCGUUCUCCCUGCCUCUAUGAGCGAGAUGGGUAGGGAAAGACUUCUUGCCGCUUAAAACCCCAACCUUCCUGUUUCUCUGAUUCAGAAAGGAAGCUUUCAGCCAAACUUCUGCAGGUUGCAUAUCCCCACUACAAAGCCCUGCAUCUCAAGACUUGCCCCUUCACCCAAAGGGAAGCUGGGAGUUCUGCCUGGAGCUCAUCCACUCCCUCAGUGGGUUGGUUAGAGAAUGAGUCAAAAUUCCCUCCCAGCAAGUGCUGAAGAUGCUGGCCCCACGGAGCCCCUUGGAACAAUCUCUUCUCCCUGGCCUUUACAUUGGGAAAGUUUUUGUUACACCCCACAGAAAUGUGACUCUCCCCUGGGGUUCCCUGCCAGCUUUGUUGUUUCAAACCUCGCUUUCUGUUCCUUAAAUAAAACUAUCUCUCUG
This is a messenger RNA of Mauremys mutica (yellowpond turtle), 2711 nucleotides long. RefSeq names its product VPS33B interacting protein, apical-basolateral polarity regulator, spe-39 homolog (gene VIPAS39). NCBI's taxonomy places the organism in Eukaryota, Metazoa, Chordata, Testudines, Geoemydidae. The transcript has 20 exons. The record is from RefSeq and is a predicted model, not a curated record. Gene Ontology annotation, cellular component: cytoplasm. Bases 244 to 1803 code for a protein of 519 amino acids. Gene Ontology annotation, biological process: vacuolar transport; intracellular protein transport.